Misgurnus anguillicaudatus (oriental weatherfish) is the source of this 2697-nucleotide messenger RNA. It is a transcript of the gene tirap, whose product is annotated as toll-interleukin 1 receptor (TIR) domain containing adaptor protein. Lineage: Eukaryota; Metazoa; Chordata; Actinopteri; Cypriniformes; Cobitidae. Gene Ontology annotation, biological process: positive regulation of chemokine (C-X-C motif) ligand 2 production; positive regulation of canonical NF-kappaB signal transduction; positive regulation of tumor necrosis factor production. Gene Ontology annotation, molecular function: Toll-like receptor 4 binding; Toll-like receptor 2 binding. Gene Ontology annotation, cellular component: plasma membrane; cytoplasm. The record is from RefSeq and is a predicted model, not a curated record.
UCAUUAAAAAAAUUAUAAUAAUAAUGUUGCAGUACCACAGAAAAGUCUAACAUUGAAUGAUUGCUAUAUGGUUAUAUCAUGGUAUUUAUAAUACCGUAGCUGUCAGUUAAUCCAUGUUAAAGAUUGUUUAUUAUGAAGUUAAUAAAAAUAAAAUAAUACUAUUGCUAAAAAUGUAUAUACACUAGCAUUGUAUUUGUCAAAGCACAUAUUAUUGUAGUAUAUCUCUAUAAAAUACAUAGGGUGCUCUGAAUUCUCAAUAUAUGUGCUUAUGUUGUUCUUUAAAAUAUUUAAUUUUACCCCAACCUUUCUUCUUAAAGCAAAUGACAGGCUUUACAGGCAUGUAAAUUUGAUACUAUAAACUUUUUUUUACUAAAAUGUUUCAAUAGAUAUCAUUGAUACUUUAAAAUGGCACAUCAAGUGAAAUAGAAGAACAGUAAUAAAUAUGUAGGCUAAUAUAUAUAUGCAGUAAGUAUAUUAUUAUUCACUUCUGCUUUUUUAUAAUUUAUUUCUAUUUUUAAUUCUUAUUACAGUCUUUCAGGCGGAUACAAGGUUCAUUUAUCAUUUCUGUUUGCAUAAUGACACAUCACUUCUCCUUGUUUGAACUUCCUCAAUUAUUUAAUGUUAGUUUCUGCACCAGCACUUUCAGAUGACCGGUUUUCUCUUCUCAUCUUAAAACAACUUUUAUCCUUGAGAUAAUGGAGCAGUAUGGAGGAAAACCGUGCCAGCGGCAUUAUGGGCUGGUUUCGUCAACAUUUUGGGAAACAAAGAAAUAAUUUGGACCAAUGUAAACGCUCUCAGAAAGACAUCCCAACAAUAAGCAAUUCCAGCUGCUCUUCUGCAAACUCUGAAUACACAUCCAGUGCAUCCUCAAAGUCCUCUUCAUUUCCCUCCCAAAAACCUCUGCCCACUGUUCUUUUCUCAACCUUCCGUUCAACUCUCAGAUACGACGUUUGUUUGUGUCACAGUGAUAAAGACAUCGAACAAGCACAAGGUUUGGUAUCCUUUCUAGAAGACCCUUCAAAAGGUCUGCGCUGUUACCUGCAGGAAAGAGAUUGUCCACUAGGUGGAGCUGUGUUUUCAGAGCUACUGCAGGCGUUGCAUGACAGCCACUGUUGGGUGUUACUCGUCACCCCAAACUUCCUGAAGGAUGACUGUUGCUCUUACCAAAUGCACCAGGCCCUGUCUGAAGGGCCCAUGUCACAGAGGAUCAUCCCAACUGUACUAAAUUUACCAAGAUCUGAGCUCCCACAGGAACUGCGCUUUGUUUUUAGUGUGGAUUUAAAUAGGAACAAAGAGUUUGGCUACAUCCAGAUCUACAACACUGUACUUAAUUACUUAACGGAAAGGCUUGAGAAGGAAGAGUCCUGCAAUGUGUCUCAGUCAGAUAACUGAGAAGAGCGUCAAUAUAAAGAUGUCAGUUACUUUUAAGUGUCAAGAUUAAGUUAAGUUCAUUGUAUCUUAGACCACAAUGACAAUAAUAUUCACUUCCAGGAAGUGACAUCCACACCAGCCAAGUUGUAUUGUUAAAUUCCCACACACUAUUUAAAGGUAUGACUUAAUAAUUUUCCCUCAUUAAUAAAGUUUACACAUAAACAAAUACACUCACAUGAGUCAUGAAAUCCAAAUUUCUAUGUAAAUGGUAUAAACUAUGUCACAUUCAAUUUAAUGCAGUCAUUUUGUUUUUUAUGUAAAACUUACGUUUGUUUUGCUUAUGUGGUGAACAGUAAAUAACAAGUGCACUUUUAAACUGGCACAUAUUUUGUAAAUAUUUAUGAUGUAAUGUGUAUGUGCAUGGUAUAUUAAUAUUGUCAGUACUGUUUGAGAUGUAAACAAUAUUAUUUUAUUUUGUUUAUCCUACUUGAGAGGUUAAGAAGGUUGUGUUUCUUGUGAAAUAUAUAGGCAUGGAUAGAGAAGAUCAAGCAUGAUGGAGCGUAUGCGAUCCGUUCUGAUUUUAGGUCAUAGUCAGAUUAAAUGAAAGACUUAUAUAACACAACCUACAAGCAACAAAUGAUUUUAACAACAUGGUUUUAAUAACGUGUCAAUCUUCUCUCAUUUUUUCAAGCAGCGUAAAGGCACUGCAGGUAUCAAAUACAUAGUAAUAAUUAUCUUUACUGUAAUGCAUAUGUCUGAAUAAUCACAUCAGUAUUAUACACUAUGCAGACUAUUGAUUGCUUUAAACCCAUAGAGGUCAUGAUGAUCUUAGCUUUCUGUCUGGUGUCAUCUAUGCUUGAUUCUGUGCCAGAUGAUUUGGAGUCAGAUGACUCAUAGCAUUGCAGUGGUUUUAGAAGGGCCUUAAGCCACAGUUAGAUGUGCCAUGUGAACCACUGGGACGCUUCAAAAAACUGUUGGUCUGGUUGCUAAGGCCAGAUUAAAUGUUCUGGGCAAACAACAUGGUAUAUGUAAUAAUUCCCGCUGGCAAAUAUUCCUCAAUACUGUGUCAUAAAAGCCAACUUUGAAUUGCUUUCCAUCCAUCGCUUUUCUCAAUUUUGGAUCAUCAUAGAAGACUAUUGUAUUUUGGUAUUCUGUAACGAACUGCCCUGCAGUUACACAGCCAAAAUUAGAGUUAAGCAUGUGCAUUAUUGCAAAGCCUUGCAUCAGUGGAUUUGAGAGAAAUAGAAAGAGCUAAAUUGUUGGGGGAUUAAACAAGAUUAUUCCGGAUUUAAUAAUAAACUGACUCUGAAAGACUGUUAUAAUGUU